Mycena citricolor is the source of this 1938-nucleotide messenger RNA. Lineage: Eukaryota; Fungi; Basidiomycota; Agaricomycetes; Agaricales; Mycenaceae. The record is from the annotation of a GenBank genome assembly.
CGCAACGUGUGUCAGCGGUAAUUUUUCCCAGCCGAGCGGACGUUCGUCACUCAGUCACCACUCGACGGGAGCAUCUAAGGGGGAGGGGACAACAGAGCGUUGCCCCACACGCGCUCAGGCCACUCAUCUCCAGGACGACCGCGCACGCUACCCUGUCCAUCGACCUUUCCACCACCAUCGAAAACGCUCUCCACCAAUCGCGCGCGGAGACAGAGAUGGGUGGGUGGCCCACGCAUGGAAACAGAGGGCCGGCCAUCUUCUGUAAACAUUAAUAGCGCAUUGUCGAGACUGGAUCACACACACUCAUCAUCAAUGUGCUACACGCCGAUCCCCCAUCUGAGAUUCAGCGCUGCAAGGGGCUUCCACAAGCACGGACAAGAGCAAUGCAGGGUCAUGUCUCGCCCCCUCUGUUUCCGACGCGAGGUUCUGUUUGCCCAAGCACCCGAGUGGGCUUACGUACUCAUUCUGUGUGCCCCCCCUUUCCAAAGGGAGCCAUGGGAAGAAACGGCGGUCGACUGGUAGCCUGAUGCCGCUUCUUCGCGUCCUGCGUAACCAGCCAUGGCUGCGUUUGACUCUAUUCUAUUCCUGGGACCCUGGAUUGAUCCACCGCAGACACGAUGGCGCCAUUCAUUGCCGUCGUCUGGGCCUGGUUUGACCACGGAGUUUUUUCCUGAUCGAUGCAUGGACAUCUCAAACUAUGCAAGCGUCAGCCAGUCAGUCACCCCUGACGUCGUUCGCACGUGUUAAUCGUAUCAAACAAGUUCACAAGGUCGAGGCUGUCCUGUGCACAGCCAUGGACUGGUGGGCCCCCCUCCGUCGGGCACGCUGAAUGCUCGGAUCUUGCUAAUGAAAUAGCCCUGCUUGCUGACUGGGCGCGAGGGGAUGGGAUGGGACGGGCAGCUGACAACAUCGCACCCCGAAAUGGAAACAUCCCGAGCGGCCGCUCUGCCGAGCCGGGUGGUCACGGCGUGCGCGGGCUCCAGUGGUACAUAUUCCGAUCUGAUUCCGAUGCACCACACGAAUCAGGCGGGAUACGUACGGUACGGGACAGUGCAGUACCACUGCCCCCGAGAUGGCCGAGCGAUGUUCGAGGACGGCUCGGUCGUCUUUUGAACCCAGCCUCGCUCGCCGUCGGACUUUUGGUGUGUGCGCACACGCGUCAGUCACGGGCGACGGACGACGGACGGGCGGUGAGGUCACAUCGUAGAUUUGGCUCAUCCACCGUUGAUCAAGUCGAGUCAGGGCCAAGACCCUCUGACCCCGCGCACGGGUGCUUCUGGAUCAUUUCUGCACCCUGGCCCAUCAAUAGUCCCCUCACCCGUCGACAAUGCGGCAGAACGGGCGAGCAUCAAGCCAGCGUUCAGUCUGUGCUUAGCAAUCGGGUGUGUCAGAGUGCCGAAGUGAGGAGCGCUGACGAACAGGCGGCCUGGGGCAUACGCGGGGUAAGUCAGUACGAGGUGGAGGUUCAUUGGAACCGAGAGUGGACUUGGCAGGAACGGAUGUUGCGUUGCAUGAACGCGUCCGUCCUUCGACGGCGGACAUUGAAUGUCGUGAGCCUGGACCCAGCUCUGGAGUCUUGGCGCCACUGCGACGAAGCCAGGUUCAGCAGCAGCAGUCUGUCUGCUCACGAGCGGCAGUCGACAGAUGCGUCUUCUGACGACGAUCCCGAACGCAUGUAGACGAGUUCCCGGAAGCGGGCCACAAGCGGUGUCCCAGUUCAAACGGAAACGCUGCCUAACUUCGAGCGCUCACUGUCGCGGCUACGCGGGGGUCGCGCGUGAUGCCAAUCCUUCGAUUCCCACACUGAUCCUUGUCAGAUUCAGGCUCCGCUUUCGACUGAUAGAUCGACGUGGCUGUGUACGGUACCUUGGCCCAACCCGUCAAGCGAAGUCAUGGAAGCUUUUUGGCUUGGGCUGGAUUCUGAGCUAGUUUGAGCCC